Messenger RNA from Etheostoma cragini (Arkansas darter), 1226 nucleotides. Its product is annotated as HLA class II histocompatibility antigen, DQ beta 1 chain-like. NCBI's taxonomy places the organism in Eukaryota, Metazoa, Chordata, Actinopteri, Perciformes, Percidae. Gene Ontology annotation, cellular component: membrane; MHC class II protein complex. The transcript has 4 exons. The record is from RefSeq and is a predicted model, not a curated record. Gene Ontology annotation, molecular function: MHC class II protein complex binding. Gene Ontology annotation, biological process: immune response; antigen processing and presentation of exogenous peptide antigen via MHC class II; positive regulation of T cell activation. Bases 163 to 921 code for a protein of 252 amino acids.
ACCGGUGCAAGUGGGUGGUUUAUAAUAAGAAAAGGUUGGACUAAACUACGUGCUUAACGGAUCACUUUGAGUGGUUCCAGUAUUCAAAAGAGAAGGAUCGUUUGCUGACUGCACAGAAGGGGUUGAGAAUCCACUGCAACAUGGUCUUAGUGUGGAUUCAACAUGAAAUACUUCAUGUACCUGCUCUUUCUGUGUCUUUUCUCUCGGCCUGGGGAAUGUGAUGCUGAUGGAAAUGGAUACUUCAUGUAUGCAGACUUCUGGUGUGCCGUGUACUCCAGAGACCGGGAGCAGGUGGAAUAUCUGGUCGACUGGUAUUUUAACAAAGAGUUUACGAUGCAGUACAACAGCACCGUGGGGUGCUGGGUGGGCUUCACUCCGGCUGGAUUAGUGUCUGCGUCUAUGUUAAAUGAAGACAUGCAUGAUCGUCUGCAGAGGAAAGUGGAAAAAGAAUUGAUAUGUGUCAACAAUGUCGAUUUGAUGUUUAACACAACUGAGGAGAACAUGGCUGAACCCAGCAUCACUCUUGUGGAGACCACCAGUUCCAGUAACAAGACCAUGCUGGCGUGCAGCGCAUAUGACUUUUACCCCAAAUACAUCAGGGUGACGUGGUACCGGAACGGACAGGAAGUGACCUCGGGUGUGACCUUCAGCGAGGUGAUGACAAACGGAGACUGGACCCAUCAGGUCCACUAUUACCUGGAGUACACACCUGGCUGGCAGGACAGGGUCCGCUGCAUGGUGGAGCAUGUCAGCCUCAAGAAGCCCAAGAUUUAUGACUGGGAUUCGUCCGUGAGUCAGUCUGAGACAAGCCACCUGAUUGGUGCAGUGUCCGCCCUGCUGUUGGGAGCAGUGUUACUGUCCUCGGGACUGAUCCACUACAAGAGGAAAAGUUCUGAUCCACGAUUUUCAAACACUUUAUAAUCCAGUAAUAAUUACCCUGUUAAAUCAGCCAUCCACUAGCAUAUUUUCAACCUGGACCUCAUUUUCCACGCAUUUGAAAAUGAAUGAAAGCUUUAUCUACACGGCACAUUUCAUACAAACAGCUGCUAUGUAGAUAAACCGGCUUUAUCUACACAGCACAUUUCAUGCAAAUCAACGUCUGAGUGAUUUGGAUCUUGUCCGAAGCUCAUUAAAAUCAAUGAAGACAAAAAAGUCCAGGGUGCUCAGGGACUUCAGUCAGAUGUUUGAAGGUGCUCUUUGGGGUUGGUAAUUCAAUUAAGUGUAGA